Lates calcarifer (barramundi perch) is the source of this 929-nucleotide messenger RNA. RefSeq lists its product as uncharacterized. The record is from RefSeq and is a predicted model, not a curated record. Lineage: Eukaryota; Metazoa; Chordata; Actinopteri; Centropomidae. The transcript has 3 exons. The coding region runs from base 1 to 465 and encodes 154 amino acids.
AUGGAUUCCCUCAUGUCACUGGGUGCUCCCCUGAAGCAGUUCACCAGCUGUGUGUCGGGGAAAAGCGCCUCCAACAACAGAGGGGCCAAUAGGAGCCAAUCUGUCCGCAGAAGCAGCUUCGCCCGCAGGAAGAGCAUCAGUAGGAGGAGAAGCCUUCCCUGCAGCAGCCAGAAAGUCCCUGACUCCUGGCUCAGAGUGUACCAGGCUGAACUGAAGAGAGAAAGGAAACGACAGCAAGCCAUACUGGCCAAGAAGAGCACUGAGAGGACGGUCAGAAAAACUCACUUCAGGAGCCACCACUGUCUCCCACGGCAGACCACCACAGCUAGGAAACCGGCCCCAGCAAAGGAUGAUUCCUUCUUCGGAGCCUUCCAGGGCCUCAGUCUGGACGGACUGAUGGGAAGCACAACUGGAUCUCCUGCUGCUCCUGCCGCGGGUGGAGGAGAUCAAUGUAAAGUCAUGUGAGACACAAUACUUUGGGACAAUCCAGACUGUUAAAAUGUUCCUCAUGCUCAAGAGACUUAAAAGAAAAAGGGCUCAUGGAAGAGAGGUGAUUUGGGUUGAAAACGAAGGUGAACUUGUUUGGAUUAUUGUCUUUAUUGUAUUUAGAAACUGUAUCACUUAGGAAAGACAAUAUUGCUUGUUCUUGAUUCCUUGCUGUACAGUGUCUCAAUCUUUGUCUGUUCUAUGACUCCGCUGAGCCUGAAGGCAAUCAUUAAUAUGACUCCAGCUGAAAAACUUCUCAGUACCUCUAAUGACCUGCAAAAGCAAACGUAAUAAAUGACUUGUAUCUGAGUUUGAACCUCAUGACUUCUUUUCUUAAUGUAGAGAAGUUAUCUGUUAACUGACCAGAAUGCAAGGUUGAUGACUGACCCAUAUGGCAUCCAAUCAUUUUUUUACGCAUGCCUGCCAGAUAGCAUCACUCCUCA